AUGUCGGCCUCCAACCAAAAGUCGUACCUCAGAGACGGUAACAACCCACGCGCUGUCGACGGCAGCCGGGACAAGAGCCGAAGCAGCCGACGCGAUGACGACAAAUCUAGCAGCAGGUCGAAGCACAGCAGUUCGUCUGGAAGACGCUUAUCAGAGUCGCGAUCGAGUCAUGCGCGCAAAUCAUCCACAGCGUCGUCGUCAGAACGUCCGACCUUUGAGAUGGACAUCAUCGGCCAACCUGCGAGGUCUAUUGUCUUUGGCCAGACUGUAGAAACAUCAGUCAUGGUCAGCCUGAGAUGUCCUUCUCCCGAAAUGGUCGCCAGCUGCCGUAACAUGGACACAAGCAGAUUGAUGGGGGUGGUCUCCCUGUUGGCAGAUACAAGAAGCGGCGAAAGAGUCGCAGUCGAAUGCGGAACUCUCACCGGCCAGAAGAUGUUCGACUCAGUCCACGAUGUACCACAAGAGGUCGCAGAGAGUCUUGCACGCAGCCAGCCUUGUCGAUUGGCUCUGGGAUACUUCACAUUCCCGCAACUGCUCAUUCGACAGCCUGGUGCAUAUCGGCUUCGGGUCACCUUAAUCAAGCAGUCUUCUGCGGGAGGCUCGAGCGUCAUCGCCAUCGACAGCGAAUCGAUCAGGGUAGAGCGACGAACGACUGGUGGCAGCGGAUCAACAGGCCGCAAACAUGUGAGUAUGGUCCGCAGGCUUUGGCCGAUGACUGAAGUACCUGGCUGUGGUGGGCGAGUGUCGAGCUCGCAAUCGUAUCACGGCAGGAAAGAUAACGAAUCCAAGUUCGCAAGCCUUCAGCUUGAGAUACAAACCUUCGAGGAGUGCAAGCGCAAGUACGAAGCCUUGAUUGCCGCGGAGCAGCCCUUCAUCGUCGCAAUCAUUGAUCAACACAUUGUCGGCUUUGCCUACAGCAGCGAUUUCAACGAACGACUAGGAUAUCAGCAUACAGUCGAGGAUUCGGUUUACCUUCAUCCAGACCAUCGGGGGAAGGGCUUGGGACGGAUACUACUCCAGGCUGCUUUCAACAAGCCGAGAACGUUGGGCAAGAAGGUGGUCAUUGCGAAGAUGUCGAUUCUGCCUGGACAGGCUCCAGAAGACAGCCCUUCUUGCCGGCUUCAUCUGGCUCUUGGGUUUCGAGUGUUUGGCAGAAUGUUGAGUGUUGGCUUGAAGCUGGAUAUUCUGGUUGAUGUGGUCAUUCUUCAGCUUGACCUUGUUGAUGUUGCUGCGGUGACGAAGACUAGAGGAUGA
This is a messenger RNA of Pseudocercospora fijiensis CIRAD86, 1254 nucleotides long. RefSeq lists its product as uncharacterized. Bases 1 to 1254 code for a protein of 417 amino acids. NCBI's taxonomy places the organism in Eukaryota, Fungi, Ascomycota, Dothideomycetes, Mycosphaerellales, Mycosphaerellaceae. Gene Ontology annotation, molecular function: acyltransferase activity, transferring groups other than amino-acyl groups. The record is from RefSeq and is a predicted model, not a curated record. The transcript is spliced from 4 exons.